Messenger RNA from Rubroshorea leprosula, 4445 nucleotides. Lineage: Eukaryota; Viridiplantae; Streptophyta; Magnoliopsida; Malvales; Dipterocarpaceae. The record is from the annotation of a GenBank genome assembly.
AGAACCAAAGCCAGCAAAAUUUCUGCUUUUCCACACAUCCCCUUCUUUAGACACACUACUCUCUUCCACCACUCUCUUUCAUUAGUCUGAAGAACUCAUACUGUGCAGGAAUCCUCUCUUCCAUUUCAGCAACUCUCGUUUCGUCUACGUUCUGCAGCAGCAUACAUAUCUUAGCACUCAUCUCUUCUAUAUCUCUCUCACUUGGACUGCAUCUACCAGCUUUUUCAGAAUUCCUAAGAAAUUAGAUGUGAAUCCAAAGAUCCUUGUUUCACAUAAUGGAAGUAGUUACGAUUGUUGGAACCACUGUUCUAUCUGUUUCUUUGGAGUGGGUAAUCAAGAAAUUGGGAUCUAAGUCCAGUGCAUUGCGGAAUCCACGGAAGCAUGUUCGUGAAAACUUGCAAAAUUGGAAGAGUUUUUUGCCAAAAUUACGCGCUGUUCUUGAUGAUGCCGAGCAGAGGCAGACAGCCAAUCCUGCCGUGGAGAUGUGGCUUUCCGACCUUAGACAUCUAGCUUAUGAUAUGGAGGAUGUCCUGGAUGGACUGGAGGCUGAUGAACGAAGGAAGAAAUUGACUGCAAACACUAAUCAAGUUCAACCCAGCACUAGUAAGGCGCGAAAGCUGAUCCCUAUCUGCUUCACUAGUUUCUAUCAUGAUGAUUUCAUCCCUGAUUGUGAGGUUGUUUCAAAGAUAAAGGAGAUUUCUGUCAGAUUAGAACGUGUUGUGAAAGAGAAGGAAGCGCUAGGUUUGAGAGUUGGUGAGGCAGGACCUAGCAUAGCGGCUCCACGAUGGGAGCCGGCCACCACUUGGUUGCCCGAACCUCAUGUCUACGGUCGGGAAGGUGAUAAAGAUGCAAUCCUUCAAAAAAUGUUGAAUGAGGAAGGCAGUGAUGAAAACCCUUGUGUGAUUCCCAUUGUUGGCAUGGGAGGAUUGGGAAAGACCACACUUGCUCGACUAGUUUACAAUGAUGAUGGACUAAAGGGUGUGUUCGAGCUAAAAGCUUGGGUUUGUGUGUCUGGUGAAUUUGAUGUUCUUCAAAUAACAAGAUCUAUUCUUGAGCAAGCAACUCAAAGAAAGUGUGACUCUAAAGAUCCAUCGGUACUUCAAGAGAAGCUGAACAAUACCUUAUCUGGAAAGAAGUUUCUACUUGUCUUGGAUGAUGUUUGGAGUGAGGACUAUUGUUGUUGGGAUGUGUUGCAAAGAGUUUUUAUAUCAGGAGCAAAAGGGAGUAAAAUAAUUGUGACAUCACGCAUUGAGGGAGUUGCAAAAACUAUGGGAGCAGGUGAUAAAAUUUAUCAUCUUAAAGAGCUUCCAAAGAACGAAUGUAUGUCAUUAUUAGCUAGACACGCAUUUGGGAGGGAGAACUUUGAUGUGCACUUGUAUCUCAAAGAUAUUGGUGAAGAAAUUGUGAAGAGGUGCAGUGGGUUGCCAUUAGCUGUAAAAACCCUUGGAGGACUCCUUCGUGGUGAGCUAAAUCCUGACAAGUGGGUCAAGGUAUUGAACAGUGAGAUGUGGGAAUUACCAAAAGAGAGGUGCUACAUUCUUCCAGCUUUGAGAUUGAGCUAUCAUCAUCUUCCUGCUCAUCUAAAAAAGUGCUUUGCCUAUUGUUCUUUGUUUCCAAAAGAUCAUGAAUUUUGCAAGGAUGAUUUGGUAUUAUUAUGGAUGGCCGAGGGAUUUGUACAGCAACAGAAGAAUGGAGUUGGGCAAAUGAAAAGCAUGGGGGAUCAAUACUUUUGUGAUUUACUAUCAAGAGGCCUUUUCCAACAAUCAAGCACUAAACAAUCUUGCUUUGUGAUGCAUGACCUUGUUCAUGAUUUAGCUCAAUAUGUUGCAGGAGAAACAUGCUACAAUCUUGAAAAAAUGUUCCACAGUGAGAAAAUGGUAAUUCAUUUAGAAAAGGUACGCCAUUUGUCAAUCUCUGCUCUCGGAGUUGAAGCUUUAAGAAGAUUGAGAUUUCUAGAUAAAUGUAAUAACUUGCGGACAUUCUUAGCAUUGCCUUCUUGUGACCACUAUAAUGAAGGACAUAAUAUGUUCUUUCAGGAGUUGCUACAAAAAUUAAGAUGCUCAAGGGUCUUAUCUUUUAAUGAUAAGAUUGUAUCAGAGAUUCCCACUUCGAUUGGAAAUUUGAAGCAUUUGCGCUACAUAGAUUUUUCUUGUAGCCAAAUACAAAGUUUACCAGAUUCUAUGAGAUUUCUUGUGUACUUGCAGACAUUGAUACUACACGAUUGCAGUAGAAUCACUGAGUUGCCUGCAUCAGUUGUGGAUUUGGUUGACUUGCAUCACCUUGAUAUUAGGGGUACAAAUUCCUUACAAAAGAUGCCAUCCCAAAUGGGCAAGCUGACGAAUCUUCUGAUGUUGCCUAAGUUUAUUGUGGGGAAAUCUUCUGGGCUGAGAUUAAAAGAGUUGAACAACUUAAAGUAUCUACAAGGCAAGCUACUUAUCCAAGAUCUCCAUAAUGUCUCUAAUAUUGAAGAUGCCAAUGAGGCCAAUCUGUGUAAGAUCGAGGGCCUUGAUGAGCUAGAGUUGGGAUGGACUCAUGAUUUCCAUACUUCACGAAAUGAAAGUUAUGAAAUGCAGGUACUCAGUCAAUUAAAGCCUUAUUCCAAUCUAAGGGCAUUCAAAAUUGAUUCAUAUGGUGGCUUGCAAUUCCCAUCUUGGAUAGGUGAUCCAUUAUUUUCUAAAUUAGAGUACUUGGAACUCUGUAAUUGUGAGAGAAGCACUUCAUUGCCAGGGCUGGGCCAAUUACCAUGGCUCAAAGAAUUGGUCAUAAGAGGCAUGCUUGCAGCAAAAACCAUAAACCCUGAGUUUCAUGGUCAUAACAAUUCUUCUCUUGACAAUUUUCCAUUGCUGUAUAGGUUGACUUUGUUGGAUUGCCCCAAAUUGAUUGGAAAAUUACCUGGCUACAUUCCUUCCCUCAAAAGGCUUGAGAUCACAGGAUGCCCUCAAUUAACUUAUUCUCCAAUGAGUCUUCCGUCACUUCAGGAAUUGUAUCUGGAUGACUGUAAUGAGGCAGUUCUCAGAAGUGUGGUUGAUUCCACUUCACUUACAAAGUUGCAAAUUCAGCACAUUUCAGAGCUUACUUGCUUACCUAAAACAUUAUAUAUGAUGGCACUUGAAGCUUUGCAAGUUGAAGAAUGUGGUGAACUUAUUUUCUUGUUGGAGGAUGGAGACAGUAUAUCAAGCCUUGCUGCCAAUCUUAAGAGUAUUACAAUUAGCAGGUGUCCUUUCCUAGUAUCAUUAGCAGGGCAAGAACAGAAGCACCUACUUGGUAGUCUUGAAAAGUUAAGGAUCGCUAAUUGUGCCAACCUUGAACACCUACCAACUGGACUACAUAAUCUCACCUGUUUAAAGCAACUAAGCAUCGGAAGAUGCAAAAAGUUUGUAGGCUUUUUGGUGACUGACUUUCCAUUAUAUCUUCAUAGACUUAACUUAUCUGAUUUGGAGGCAUUGGAGUCAUUGCCUGAUGAGUUGAUGAUGACAACAAAAGAAAUAAUUAUUCGUAAUUGUCCACGCCUUAAUUCUUUUCCAGUAGGCAAGUUACUCGCCACGCUUCAAAAUUCAACAAUUGAUAGAGGCAUUGAAGUAGUGAAUCCCCUAAGAAAUCUCAGUUUCCCUAUUGAUUACAUGCACAAGCUUAGUUGUCUCUGCUACUUUGAAAUAGUUAAUUGUGAAAGUUUAGAGUCUUUACCGGAAAGGGUGUUGUCCAUUCCCACUCUUCAAACUUUGUGGAUAAUGAGUUGUAAGAGUCUAAAGUCUCUACCCAAUGGGAUGUACAAUUGUGAGUCUCUCCAAAAUUUGGAGAUAAGUGGUUGUCCAAGUAUAGCAUCCAUUGCAAGAGGAAGCUUGCCCCCGAAUCUAAAAGAUCUUGUGAUCGAUUGCGAGGGUCUGAACGAGUCCAUGUUAGAAUGUUGGGGCAUUGAUAGGCUUACAUGUCUCAAGUACUUCGAGAUUAAUUGGAUAUGUCCUUCGGAUGAUUUGCUUCCCACUUCCCUAACAACUCUUGUAAUUAAAGGGGUGUAUAAUCUGGAAUCCAUAUCCAGAGGGCUCCUCCAAAACCUUGCUUCUCUUAAAAAGUUGGAAAUUUUAGAUUGCCCCAUUCUCAAGACCUUGCCAGAGGAAGGCCUGCCUCCCUCACUGGAAAAGUUUCAAAUCAAAGGCUGUCCACUUCUAAAACAACGGUGCUUAAAGGAGAAAGGAGACUAUUGGCCCCUCAUAUCCCAUAUUCAAGAAAUAAAUAUAUGGUAGAUUGGACUCAGGUACAAGAAUAUCCUGCCACAUACUCAGCAUGUUCUUCAUCAUAAUUUGAACUCAGAGAUUUGUUACUACUAUUACUUGUUUUAGCAAAUUAGUAAAUAUCCUUGUUAAUUUGAGAUAAAGGGAUAGGCUUUGUUCCUUGUUUUUCAUCCUGGAAUAGCCUUAACUUUAUUCUAAUCAAUUCUUUCAUCUAUU